This is a messenger RNA of Helianthus annuus (common sunflower), 2653 nucleotides long. Its product is annotated as receptor-like kinase TMK4. The coding region runs from base 1 to 2547 and encodes 848 amino acids. Gene Ontology annotation, molecular function: ATP binding; protein kinase activity; protein binding. Gene Ontology annotation, biological process: protein phosphorylation. The record is from RefSeq and is a predicted model, not a curated record. Lineage: Eukaryota; Viridiplantae; Streptophyta; Magnoliopsida; Asterales; Asteraceae. The transcript has 2 exons.
AUGGCUCAUCACCACCUACUCUUCAUCACCUUCUUCUUCCUCAUCUCCUUCUCCACCGGUGAUGACGCCGUCGUCAUGUCAAAGCUAUCCACCUCUAUUUUUCCUACUCCAUCCACCUGGAAGACCAACAACUUCUGUGAUUGGGAAGGAAUCACAUGUGACAACUCCAACCGUGUUACCUCCGUCAAUUUAUCUUCUAAAUCACUUACUGGAACUCUCCCACUUGACCUCAACAACCUUUCACAACUCAAAACCCUCGCUCUUCAAAGAAACUCACUCUCCGGUGACUUACCUACUUUAGCUAAUCUCACCCUCCUAGAACAAGUAUUACUCGACAACAACAAUUUCGUUUCAGUUCCUUCCGGAUUUUUUUCUGGUCUCACCAAUCUCCAGACCAUUAGCAUUAGCGAUAAUCCAAAUUUGUCGCCAUGGAGUCUCCCUAACGACCUCACUCAAAGUGCCAGCUUACAAUCAUUUGCAGCGAGCAAUGCUAACAUUAUCGGUUCCAUUCCGGACAUUUUUUAUAAUUUCCCUAAUUUGGAGAACUUGAGAUUAUCUUACAAUAAUCUCAUCGGAGCCCUCCCUGCAUCUUUUGGUGGGUCAAAAAUUGUCAAUUUAUGGCUAAACAAUCAGGAGCAAGGCCUUUCUGGCUCCCUUGAUGUAAUUUCUUCCAUGACUCAUCUUAGUCAAGUUUGGUUACAAGCUAAUGCAUUCACCGGUACAAUACCGGAUCUAUCAAAAUGCAUCAAUAUAUUUGAUUUGCAACUUAGGGAUAAUCAAUUAACAGGUUUAGUUCCUAAUUCUUUGACGUCUCUCCCUAACUUAGCCAACAUUACCUUAGAAAACAACAAGUUACAGGGCCCAAUGCCAGUAUUUCAAAGUAGUGUAGCAGCUACAUUAGGAUCAAAUAACAAUUUUUGUUUAGCUACGCCUGGAAAUUGUGACCCACAAGUGACGUCCCUCCUUGAAGUUGCCGGAGCUCUAGGGUAUCCAAUAUCAUUAGCUGUAUCUUGGGAGGGCAAUAAUGCUUGUGCCCAUUGGUCCUUUAUUAGUUGUGAUUCUUCUACGGAGAAUGUGACCAUUGUAAACUUUUCAAAACAAAAAUUCUCGGGUACUAUUUCACCUUCCUUUAGGAACCUGAUUUCAUUGAAGAGUUUAUUAUUGAGUGACAAUAAUCUCACAGGUUCUAUUCCCACGAUCUUGACAUCUUUGCCAAAUCUUCAACUUCUUGAUGUGUCAUACAAUAAUCUAUCUGGAAUUAUACCUGAAUUCCCACAACAUGUGAGGUUUUUACAUGGAAACAAUCCUCUAUUGGGUCAAACCAUUCCUAGUGGUUCAGGUGGGAGCCCACUUCAACAUCCAAAGGGGUCGCUUGUUUCAACUGGUAUGGUUAUUGGUAUUGUGAUUAGUGUUCUUGUAUUCGUUGGGAUUGUGUCAUGUGCAUGUUACUAUAAGUGUUAUGGAGCUCCUACCAAAUUACAUAACACUGAUCAUAACGAGAUGCCUAUUCCUGAAAAUGGAAAUUUAAUGAUUUCCAUCCAAGUGCUUGACCAAGUCACGAAUCAUUUCAGUGACAACAAUGUGUUGGGGAGAGGUGGAUUUGGAACCGUUUAUAAAGGCGAGUUAGAUGAUGGAACAAUGGUUGCAGUCAAGAGGAUGAAAUCUGAUGUGAUGGGAACAAAAGGGAUGAAAGAGUUUCGAGCGGAAAUUGAAGUUUUAACUAAAGUUAGGCAUAGACAUCUUGUGGCUCUUCUUGGUUAUUGUAUUGAUGGCAACGAUAGGCUUUUGGUAUAUGAAUACAUGCAACAAGGAACUUUAAGUCAACAUUUGUUUGAUUGGAGAGGCCUCGAAACCCCUCCUCUUAGUUGGAAACAAAGGGUUACAGUUGCUUUAGACGUGGGAAGAGGAGUUGAGUAUCUGCAUAGUUUAGCACAACAAAGCUUCAUUCAUCGAGACUUAAAGUCGGCGAACAUCCUUCUUGAUGAUGACAUGAGAGCAAAGGUAGCAGAUUUUGGUUUGGUUAAGAUUGUGCUUAAAGGUAUGUACUCUGUUGAGACAAGAUUGGCUGGGACUUUUGGUUAUCUACCACCAGAGUAUGCCGGCACCGGGAGGGUGACGAGAAAGGUGGAUGUUUAUGCAUUUGGAGUAGUUUUAAUGGAGUUGGUUUCCGGCAGAAAAGCUAUUGAUGAAACUUUGUCAGAUGAGAGUUGUCAUUUGGCUACAUGGUUUAGAAGGUUCCUUGUCUCCAAGGAAAACAUUACAAAUUGUAUAGAUCAAGUUCUAGACACUAGUGAUGAAGUAACCCUUGAAAGCAUUUUCAAGGUAGCCGAGCUCGCAGGCCACUGUACUGCAUGUGACCCGUUUAAGAGACCUAACAUGAGUUAUGUGGUUAACGUGUUGGGUCCUCUUGUAGAGCAAUGGGAACCCUCUCAACUAAACGAAGAUCAAACAUAUCAUCGCCACCAUAUAAGCCUUCCACAUGUUCUUCAAGUCAAUGAGGAUACAAAUAGUAUGUUGUUCAAUGUCUUUCCGCCAAAUUCAAUUUAGCAUUCCCACCCUUCAGAAUUUUUUUAAACAUGGUGAUGUAAUAAGUCAACUCUUGUCAAACUUUAUUUGUUUUACUAUACAUGAUCAAGAAUAGCUCAUUAAAUUA